AAAUCUGUCUUGUCAUCAAUCCAUGUCAAAUAUUUCCGGUGUCAGUACUCGUUUAUUCCACCUUUCUAUCGCAAACUAACGAGUUUUUAAAAUGCGCGAAGUACUUUCGGUCCACAUCGGCCAAGGUGGCGUACAGAUAGGCAAUGCUUGUUGGGAGCUGUAUUGUUUGGAACACGGCAUACAACCUGAUGGCAUGCUGCCACCGCAGACCUGUACAAGCGAUGAUGGUUUCCAAACCUUCUUCAGUGAAACGGGUGGUGGAAAAUAUGUACCCAGAGCUGUUUUCAUCGACCUCGAACCGACGGUGAUAGACGAGGUGCGUACGGGAACAUACUAUCAGCUAUUCCAUCCUGAGCAAUUGAUCUCUGGCAAGGAAGAUGCCGCGAAUAAUUACGCGCGCGGCUAUUAUACCUUGGGCAGGGAAAUCGUCGACCUUGUGUUGGACAGAAUUCGCAAGAUAGCCGAGAUGUGUGGCGGUCUUCAGGGUUUUCUCAUCUUCCACGCGUCCGGUGGUGGUACUGGAUCCGGUUUCACAAGUCUGCUGAUGGACCGGCUGUCCAUGGACUACGGCAAGAAAGCAAAAAUGGAGUUUGCCGUAUACCCGUCGCCGCAGAUCUCCACAGCAGUCGUCGAACCCUACAACGCGAUCCUGAUGACCCACACCACACUGGAGAAUUCCGAUUGUGCGUUCCUUGUGGACAACGAAGCGAUCUACGAUAUUUGCCGGCGUAAUCUCGACAUCGAGCGACCUACCUACACGAAUCUGAAUCGGCUGAUCGGCCAAAUAGUCUCCGCGAUCACGGCCUCGUUGAGGUUCGACGGCGCCCUCAACGUCGACCUCACCGAGUUCCAGACGAAUCUCGUGCCCUAUCCCAGGAUACAUUUCCCUCUAGUGACCUACGCGCCUAUCGUAUCUGUUGAAAAAGCCUAUCACGAACAGCUCACUGUGAUGGAACUCACUUCGGCCUGCUUCGAGCCGUCCAUGCAGAUGGUCAAAUGUGACCCGCGAAGAGGCAAAUACAUGGCUUGCUGCUUACUAUACAGAGGCGAUGUAGUACCAAAAGAUGUUAAUGCUUCCAUCGCGAUUAUCAAAACUAAGAGGACGAUACAGUUCGUCGAUUGGUGUCCGACAGGCUUUAAGAUUGGAAUCAAUUACCAACCACCAACCGUGGUGCCAGGUGGUGAUCUGGCAAAGGUGCAGAGAGCUAUGGUUAUGUUGGCGAACACUACAGCGAUUUCGGAAGCAUGGAGCCGAAUGAAUCGAAAAUUCGAUCUUAUGUUCAGCAAACGAGCUUUCGUUCAUUGGUAUCUCGGCGAGAAUAUGGACGAGAGCGUAUUUAACGAAGCCAGAGAGGAUUUAGCUGCAUUAGAGAAGGAUUAUCACGAAGUCGGUAUGGAUUCCUUGGAUAUUGGUGGCGAGGAAGAAGUUUGAUCGCUUUUAAAUAACUCGCAAUAACAAUGGCGUGCAUCAAGAACGCACGUACUUUGGUGGGAUAAACAUUUCUCUUUCUUUUUUAUGUUUAUUCGGUCGCACCGUUUUUCUAGGAUUUUUACAUCGUUUUGUUAUCCCUUGUACAUAUUUGUAUAUAUUGUUUUUAUUUUAGACACGAGUUUUUAUUUUAG
This is a messenger RNA of Pogonomyrmex barbatus (red harvester ant), 1623 nucleotides long. Its product is annotated as tubulin alpha-1 chain. The record is from RefSeq and is a predicted model, not a curated record. Gene Ontology annotation, biological process: microtubule-based process. Gene Ontology annotation, molecular function: GTP binding; structural constituent of cytoskeleton. Gene Ontology annotation, cellular component: microtubule. NCBI's taxonomy places the organism in Eukaryota, Metazoa, Arthropoda, Insecta, Hymenoptera, Formicidae.